UCCCGCCCUUGCCGAGGCCCCUCCCCUCGCCUGGGCGUGCGGCGGAAGGACGAGCGCAGGAAGGGGCGGGGCUAUGAGCGCCCAGAGUGCGCGCGCGGAUGUCGCGAGAGCAGUAGAGAGCGGAAGAGUAGUAAGUGCAGGAUGCGGUUCCUGAUUGCGUUGGCCCUGCUGAGCCUCGCAGUGGCGGUGGCCCCAACAGGAGAGCCUAGCGAGCUGCAGCCACAGCCCGGAGACAACGGCCCUAGCAAGAAGCCCAAGCUUGAGGCCACAGGAGUCGACCCUGACAAGCCCAAGCCUGAAGCCACAGGAGAGGACCCUGACAAGAAGCCCAAGCUUGAGGCCACAGGAGUCGACCCUGACAAGCCCAAGCCUGAAGCCACAGGAGAGGACCCUGACAAGAAGCCCAAGCUUGAGGCCACAGGAGUCGACCCUGACAAGCCCAAGCCUGAAGCCACAGGAGAGGACCCUGACAAGAAGCCCAAGCUUGAGGCCACAGGAGUCGACCCUGACAAGCCCAAGCCUGAAGCCACAGGAGAGGACCCUGACAAGAAGCCCAAGCUUGAGGCCACAGGAGUCGACCCUGACAAGCCCAAGCCUGAAGCCACAGGAGAGGACCCUGACAAGAAGCCCAAGCUUGAGGCCACAGGAGUCGACCCUGACAAGCCCAAACCUGAAGCCACAGGAGAGGACCCUGACAAGAAGCCCAAGCCUGAGGCCACAGGAAACGACCCUGACAAGCCCAAGCCACAGCUCACCAGAGAUGACUCUGACAAGAUCCCCAAGCCUCAGGCCAUGGGAGACAACCCUGACAAGAAGCCCAAGCCACACUCUAUGGGAGACGACCCUGACGAUGAGAAGCCCAAGCCACAGGCCACAGGAGAUGGCACUAGCAAGGUGAAGUCCCAGAUGCAGUCCUUGAAUGACCACUCCAACAAGCUGGUCUCUAACCCCUCUUCUGAUAACAAGAAGCCCACCAAGCCUCACUUAAACAUACCAGCCGACAAAGAUCCCACUCUGAAUGAUUAUAAAAAUGAAUCUGAGGAGAGAGUAUUACUGGACUCUGACCCCACUUCACAGCAGGAGGGAGAAGGCAAGUCUAUAGAGCUUACCGAAGAUGUGGAACCCAAGAAGGCUGAGGAAGGGGAUACGGAGCCUGAAGAAGGUUCACCACUCCAAGGAGAGAAAGAAAUGCCUGGCCUUGCCUCCAGUGAGAACCGUGAAGGGACACUUUUGGAUUCUGUGGGUAGGCAGAAUGAUGACCUUUAUAAGGACAGUCUUGGAAGUGCUAGUGCAGAAAGCAGCCACUUCUUUGCUUAUCUGGUGACUGCAGCCAUUCUUGUUGCUGUCCUCUAUAUUGCCUAUCACAAUAAACGGAAGAUUAUUGCUUUUGUCCUAGAAGGAAAAAGAUCUAAAGUCACUCGGCGGCCAAAAGCCAGUGAUUACCAGCGUUUGGACCAGAAGAUUUGAUUUUCCCGUUCUUGAGAACCGUGUCCUCCCUGCUGAUUUGUUUUUAAAUCAAGAGAAAUGAAGAAAAAAAUACUGUGACCUAAGAGACACCCCCUCCUCUAGGGUUUGGUGGCAGGUCUGGGCUGGCAGAGGUGGGGGGAUUGCUUUGAUUUUUGCACCUGCACUUUGGUAACCUUGUACUCCUGUGUCCCCAUUAUCUAUGCUGGUGUCUUCCAUCCUUUCCUCCUCUGAGUGUGAGUAGAGCAAGCAUGUGGGAAGCCAGUUGUGACCAAAGGGAGAUCUCAGCCCCUGGCAGGCUACUGCCACUGGCUGCCUUCCCUUGGGCCUGGGGCCAUUUAGUGUUACCCUUUGAAAAUAGCAUUGUGUCCACCACUAUUUAUGUUGGCAGACCUAGGAGAACACUCUGCAGGUUGAGGUGCUCUUGUACCAAGCCCUUUUACUUUGGGGAGAUGUGCCCUACAAAAGAUGAGGUGAAUGCUGACAGGUAAAGGGCUACCUGGAACACAUGACUCUUUUUAAAGGCUCCAGCAGCAAACCAAAACAGCUUUUAAAAAGUGCUUUUUGCCUGCAAGUCCAACCUGUCUAGUGGACUAAACUAGACUAAAGUGUCCAGACUCUUAGACUAAAGAAGUUCUUUAGUCUUUUAGUCUUCUUCUUAAAGAAGACUAAAAAGUUCUUCACAUUUUUCCAAUAUUUUCAUAUCACUUAAGACAAAGUCAGUUUCCAUUUGGUUGUACUGACUGAACUUGGGGAUUCUGGGAGUAGAGCUGUAAAGCCAUGGUUCCCAUCAGAUUUUUAAAAUACAGUUACGAUUAUUACAAUACUGUGUUCUUCUAUACUCCACAGUCGUCACAGAAAUUUUUUAAAAUAGGGUAAGCUCAUGCUUUGCGUUUUGGAUUUGAUCUACAUUAUUUUCAAAAGGCUUUCAUGAAUGGUUUCCCAUAAACUCUGUUUUGCCUUUGUUGCCUAAAGUAGAAAAAAUAGACUUGUAAUCAGAAUCCAACUGUACUCUCUUCCACCUUAAUCUAGUUAAUGGUUCUCUCAUCUGAUAUAAAAUGCCAAGGGUAAUUAGUAAAAAUUUUCCUUCCAACCCAUGUCAGGGGUUAUUAAAAUUUAAGAAAUUCAGAGUUCCUCUGCGGUAACUGAGGUUAGUGUCUCAGAUCAUGCUGUGGUUUGAAGUUUUCCUUAAAUCUGGUCUAGUUGUGUUAACCUAUUAAAGAGAGUUGUUUCUGUAAAGAAAAAAUGGAAAUAGCUGAUCUCAGGGAAAUACAAAGAAUGUGAGAUAUGAGGACAGUGGGAUGAAUUCUGUGCUGUUGAGGAAGUCAGUCUGCAGAAGGGACCAUCCUGUUGCCACAAUAUCUGGCACUUUGCUUAAAACAGAGCAUGGCUUUGAGUUGAGAUUGGUGGAGAUAAGGAAUGAAUGAAUGCUCCUGGCAUCAUUCUCUCUACCUGUACACCAACCUUAUAAUACUUUAUCUAAGGAAUCUUCUCUCAGGCUCUCCUAGCAUUCCAUAAAACCAUGGUUCCCCUUUGCCUACCUUUCCUCCUCCUAAUGUUUUCUGUUUGCUUGUCUACACUAGCACUUUUCCUUCUACCUUCAUGCAUGCCUAGAUUUUCCCUGCUGCCAUCCAUUCUACUUCUUACUCCUUCCUUUCAUAACCUUUACACACUCACUUUGGUCCUUAUCUUCCUACCUGUAGUGUUUUUCCAGAGGUUCAGAUUGUCAAAUCUAAUGACUUGUUCUCAGAGCUUAGUCUUGACCAUUUUUUUUUUUAAAGAUUUUAUUUAUUUAAUCAUGAGAGACAGAGAGAGAGAGAGGCACAGGCAGAGGCAGUCUCCCUGUAGUGAGCCUGACGUAGGACUCGAUCCUGGGUCUCCAGGAUCACGCCCUGGGCUGAAGGCAGCGCUAAACCGCUGAGCCACCUAGGCUGCCCGCUUAGUCUUGACCUUCAUAGAAAAGGACACUAUUGAUCAUCCAAAUUGAAAUCCCCUUCUUUUGGUUUCUCUGACUGACCUGGUUUCUAAGAACUUUGCUUUACCCUGUGCUGGUGGAGGACAGAGCCCUUAAAGGCAGGUUUCUGUCUUCCUUCAUCUUGUCAGAAAUUCAUCUAUUCUUCAUCCUCCAACUGAGUGACUCCCAAGUGUUUAUCCUUGGCCUAGUUCCCAAAGAACCAAAUCCUGUGGUGUGCUAAAUAUUUCAGCUCGCUUGUUCUAUUGGCACUAAAACUAAAGUUCUCUCUUCUACCUACUACACUGCCCAUUUUUUAAAAAAUAUUUAUUUAUUCAUGAGAGACACAGGCAGAGACAUAGGCAGAGGGAGAAGCAGGCUCCCUGAGGGAAGCCCAAUGCUGGACUCAAUCCCAGGAAUCCGGGAUCAUGCCUUGAGCCAAAGGCAGAUGCUCAACCACUGAGCCACUCAGGCAUCCCAAGCUGCCCAUUUUCUUUAAUUGUCUCAGCUCCAGCCUAUAGUCUUUUAUCAUUUUUAUUGUUAUAAAAGACCUAUCCAUUUAAAACAAAAUGUCUCCCAUAUAGUCUUUCUUUCCAUUUUCCUUACUUUCCUGCCACCCCCCCCCCACCAUUUCACUUCUCUCCUGAAUUUCUCCACCUCCCCCUACACCCACCCAGAGCCAUCAUAAGUUAUCUACCUUCUCUUGUGUGCAUAAUGAGACCAGAUACAUCUUUCCAAAAUCCUUACCCUGAUCUAAAGCUAUUAUCUCCCUCUUGUGACUUAGAGAAUCAAGCUUUUAUAGACCCUAGUAUUCAGGACUCUGUAGAUCUACACUUUCGUACCUUUCGAUAGGAGAUGUAGAGCAUCUACCUUUGUCUAGGCCAAAGGCUCCUCUUGUCAGGCCCAUCUAGGCUUUUUGUUCUUACUGUGUCCUCCAUUUCCUGGCUUCCCGCAGCUGUUCUUUGGUUAGGGUGCACUCCCUUCUCUUCUUUUGCUUGCCUCUCCAAAUGUUCCUUCAGGGCCCACCUCAAGUUUUCCCAUGCACCUUCUUAACUGCUCCCACUUCACAGGAUUUGCUCUUUCCAUUCUAUUCUAAAAAGUACUAAUGCCAAUCACAAAUUUUGGAACUCCAGAAAAAAAAGAAAAAAAAAACAGAGGGCAGAUGUUAUCUGAUGUCUAUAUCUGAUUGUUUCCCCAAAGUGCAGCUACUUGCAGGUGUGCCUUUGGCACAAUCUGCAUAUCUGUGUACAGUGUAGUGACAUUCCCUAGAUACUCUUAGUUCAGGGUCUUGCAAAGGAGACAUCUUCUUUGUUCAGGAAGUCUGCAUGUGACUUAACUGAGGUCUCAUAUAGCUCUUCCUGGCUACUGCUUGCCAUCCCUUUUUGAUGGAUUUUGCUUUUGAGGAGAGCAGAGAGAUUGGUUUCAGAAACCAAGGUUGGCACUAAGUGGAUGCAAAAUAUGUAUUCUGUGGAGUCCACAUAGUUCCAUUUUUUGAGCAUCUGAAUAGUAUUGUGUUAAAAGAAGACUAUAGAAUUUAAGUUUCACUUUAGAAAUUACACUGAAUGGUUUAGCGCCUGCCUUCAGCCCAGGGCGUGAUCCUGGAAUCCCGGGAUCAAGUCCUGCAUCAGGCUCUGUGCAGGGAGCCUUCUUCUCCAUCUCCCUGUGUCUCUGCCUCUCUCUCUGUCUCUCAUGAAUAAAUAAAUAAAAUCUUUAAGAUUAAAAAAAAAGGUUGUUUUCUCAAUAGUUGUCCUUUUGAAAAUAAACAAUCAGAAGCAUGUUUUUCUAGAGAUGGUGUAUAGGAGGAGAAGUUGGCUAAGGCCUCUCCAACCAGGGAGAAGGGUAGAGGUAGGCAGUGAAGCACAUGGAGCCAUGAGAGGCACCCCUCUAUCUAUACAGCUACGGGCUUUCCUGCCCCAGGAAAUCACCCCUUUUGGUUGAAGGGUGAUUUCUAAUAGGAGUCUAGGCUUCAGUCAUGGAUGUCAUUAGAGGUGUUGGUUUUCUUGCUACAGGUUACUAAGUAAAUUAUUGAAAGAAUCCACUUCUGGACUCGGGGGUAGUGGAAGCCAGUCUAUCUAAAAAGGCUAUAAUAACUCGGAAAGCUCUGACAAGUAACUAUAUAUAUGCUGACAUUUCUUUUCCCGUGAUGGCUUUUAUUGAAAUAGUUGGUGAUAGAAUUAUAAACCUCUAUAAUUCCCCUGAUGGUUAUUCUCAUUUUUUUUCUCACUUCAUGUCAUUUAAGUCAAAAAGAGGAAGCCUGCUCCUUGUUUGAACAGGGUAACUUGAUACAUAAUGCUGUUAUGUAUAUGUGAUGAAAGCUAGCACACUUUGCACAUGUUCUGAAUCAUUUGAACAGGGAGGAGAGUAUUUUACACACCAGACACCAGAUCCUGUAGUUCUGCCAGCUGUUUUCUGAAGUCUUGCUGGGAGGGUUGCCUUUGACACUGCCUUGCUUAAGGAAUAAUCCCAGGAAGAGGUUUCCAGGUUCCAUUUAACUGUUCAUCCAGAGAAAGACUGAAUCUCACCUCAGCUAGUCCCACGAGUCACACGUGAAUUUCCUUAAUAUGUCCCAGUUGCGAAACUCCUCUGUAACAGUGUUGGGUCUGAGCUGUGUAGUUUCAAGCUGCCAGCAAAGCCAGCUUCCUCACACUCUUUGAUGUUCCUUUAAUUCAGAAGUUUCUCAUGUUAAAUGAUUGUUGAAAUUGUUUCCCUUUUUUGUUUACCCAAUUAGAGUGCCACUGUUUUUGCAGUGUUUUAUAUUUUCAGCUUUAAUUUAACUAUAUAAUUACUUAAUUUUAUUUUUUUAAAGCUUAUUUGGUCUAAUGAUAAGUAUUUUUCAGUACAUAAUGUUUUACUGAGCUGCUUUGAAUGCCAUUUCAAUGUAGUUUUGUAUCAUUGCACAGAAACCAAAAUAAAUUUCAAAUAUUAAAGCUCUAA
Canis lupus familiaris (dog) is the source of this 6349-nucleotide messenger RNA. RefSeq names its product trans-golgi network protein 2 (gene TGOLN2). The coding region runs from base 142 to 1467 and encodes 441 amino acids. The record is from RefSeq and is a predicted model, not a curated record. NCBI's taxonomy places the organism in Eukaryota, Metazoa, Chordata, Mammalia, Carnivora, Canidae. The transcript has 4 exons. Gene Ontology annotation, cellular component: trans-Golgi network transport vesicle; endosome; trans-Golgi network.